Mirounga angustirostris (Northern elephant seal) is the source of this 2422-nucleotide messenger RNA. It is a transcript of the gene SPEM1, whose product is annotated as spermatid maturation 1. The record is from RefSeq and is a predicted model, not a curated record. Gene Ontology annotation, cellular component: cytoplasm. The coding region runs from base 148 to 1140 and encodes 330 amino acids. Lineage: Eukaryota; Metazoa; Chordata; Mammalia; Carnivora; Phocidae. The transcript has 3 exons. Gene Ontology annotation, biological process: flagellated sperm motility; sperm individualization.
GGCCUCUGCCAAGGCCUGGGCCCAGGCUGGAAGGUCAACCACGGCCCCGAGACUCUGCUUCUUGGCACAUUGUGAGGGAGAGCCCGGCAUCAUUGUGACCCGCUUACCCCCAGGAGCCCCUGGGGCAGGCAGGCAGGCGGCUGGUGGAUGCUGUGGGCACAGUGGGCUGGGGGCCUAGGGGCCCCGGUGGCCCUAGGGACCCCCAUGGCCAUGGCUGAGCGGCCACGGCCCGGGUGGGCCUCGUAUCACAGCUCCAACACCAACAGUUGUCAGGACCUGGGCAACUCCAUCCUGUUGCUCCUGGGCCUCAUCAUCUGCAUUAAUAUUAGCAUCAAUAUGGUGACGCUGCUCUGGCGCCGGCUCCGUGGCUUCUUACACCAAGUGUUCCAUAUUGUUUAUGAGAAAGAAGCUUCUAAGUCAUCCUCACCGGGGAAGCAGCCCCAGCCUCCGAAGCAGAGCGCCCCUGCAGUCCACCUCCGAUGCACCAUGGACCCUGUGAAAAUGACUGUGACCCCCCCACCCACUCGCCACCACCGCCACCGGGGCUCUUCCGGCCGCCGUGCCCACCGCCCGGUAGCCUGGGCCCCUGACACGGACGACGACGAGAAGCCCCUGCACCAGCACCCGGCCGUGUGCUCCCACCACUGGGAUCAGCCGGCAGACUGGCAGGGCUUCCAGUCCAGCCAGGGGUUCUGGGCUCCCUGGCCCCAGGAUGCCGUGGAGCCCCCUCCCCAGACCAUUCGCUUCCAGCAGACCAUAGAAGGAAGGCCCCUCAAAGGAGAGAUGCGGUCAGAGCUGGGCCUCGAGGCCUACGUGUACCCGGUGAACCCCCCGCCCCCGAGCCCACAGGCCCUGAGCCAUAAGAACAGUGGGGCGGGGGCCCAGGCCGAGCUGGAGGCGUGCGUCCCCGCCCCGCCGGCCCCGCCGCCCGUCCAGGGCCCGGCCAUUGUCCCUGACAUCCCCCGGCGCCGCUCCUCGGGCCGCGUGGUCUACGACGCCCGAGACGUGCGGCGGCGGCUCCGGGAGCUGACCCGCGAGGUGGAGGCCCUGUCCCACUGUUACCCCCUGGGCUCCCUAUCUAGCAACGUGGCCGAGGGCACGGGCAAGGACUGGGUGUACCGUUCUGUGGCAGAGAGGUGACUGGGACAAAAAUAAAAGGAAGAGAGGAGGUGGUCUGCGGUGGUGUAGGGGGGAGUCAGGGCCCUCAGCGAAGGGUCUCCCUGGCAACAGGGACCUCGAGAGCCCCAAGGACCCUCUUCAACCCCUUGGCUUCCCUGGGGCCCUGCCCUCAGUUCUCUCCCAGCCCCUCUGGGUCCCAACAUUCCCACCUGCCGCUCCCCUGUUUCCUUUCGUGCCCAGAGCAGCGUCCCCAGAUCCCGGCCCAGAUCCUCAGGCAGGCCUACGCUAGAGGGGAGACCCCACCCCCGUGGCCCUAGCCCCUCGGCGGCCUGGUUUCUGCCGGAGCCCAGGGCUGGCGCGCUUCCCCGGCCUCCCCCCCAAAGCCCUGGUUUCUUUGAGCAGGGCUGGCUGAGAGGGAGGGUGUCCAGGCCCUCACGAUUCCCCAGUCAGGACCCAAAGCUCCUGUGCCCACGAGCAGGCUCGGAGCGGAGGACCAAACACUGGGGACAUGCUCGAGGGCUGCCCCCUCUGGGACCUCACUGCUCUGAUUAGCACCUGCCUGUCACCAGCGAGGAGACCGAGGCUCAGGGAGGGGAAGUGACUAAUUCACGGUCACACAGACACCAGGGAUCAAGUCCCCGCGCAGCUUCAGAAGCUCCGGGCUCUGCUCCCGCAGGGAGACUGCAUUCCGGAGUCAGCCUGGCCCCUCAGACUCCCCCUGCCUCAGUCUGCCAUGUGAAGUCAUCCGAGCGUGCCAUCCACACACAGCGGGAAAAUCAGGCCCUACCUCCUCCUAGGCAGCGGGCCUCGCGCCCGCACACCCGCCCACGUGGGCGCAUGGACACACGCACGCGGCCGCUCGAGGGCUCGGGAGCCAGAAGCCCCGGGGGGGCGCCCAGGCCGAAGGAACUGGACCCCACCCUCUGUAGCAGAUGCGUUCCUGGAACGUGGCCAGGCAGGCAGGCCUUCUGUGAAUCAGCCUGCUGCUUCCUUCGCCUUCAUUCCGCCCCCACUGUUGAUCUUUUUAAGUUGAUUCCGUUCAGCGAGUACGUAUCGAGCACCUACUAUGUGUUUGGAGGCUCGGAGGGCAACACCUACUGGCUGUUGCUUUAUUUCUGUCGAGUUGUUCACCCGCCAUCCCGACAAAUGACUCGAGGCCCCCAGGGCACCACUUCCACGGACCCCAGUGAUGAACCUGCUUCAGAACGAAGGCUCCUUUUGUCCUAUUCACAAUUACAUCUAUUUUGUGCUUUGUGCGUUUCAUGGGGUUUUCUUAAGGGGGGAGCUAACCGGUUUCCAGCUU